This is a messenger RNA of Pezoporus occidentalis (night parrot), 7681 nucleotides long. It is a transcript of the gene C2CD2L, whose product is annotated as C2CD2 like. Gene Ontology annotation, molecular function: phosphatidylinositol binding; phosphatidylinositol transfer activity. Gene Ontology annotation, biological process: positive regulation of insulin secretion involved in cellular response to glucose stimulus. Gene Ontology annotation, cellular component: cytoplasmic side of apical plasma membrane. The transcript has 14 exons. Bases 431 to 2338 code for a protein of 635 amino acids. The record is from RefSeq and is a predicted model, not a curated record. Lineage: Eukaryota; Metazoa; Chordata; Aves; Psittaciformes; Psittacidae.
UGGUGGCGGCUUGUGGGCGGGCGGGGUUGCCGGCCCUUUGUUCUCAGGCUGCGGGGAAUCCGUCCCGGGCGGUCGCUGGCUGUGGCUGUGGGGGCUUGGCCGGAGGGAGCCAGCGCCUGUUCCCGAGCAGCGUCGUCGGAACACGGACAGGAGGCGCUGGGCAGCGGCUUCGGGGCCCGAGGCCGAGCGGGCUCUGAUGAAGCCGGCUGCUGUGGCCGCUCUGAGGUUUCCACAGCAACCUCUUCCGACUUUUGUGGUGUUUAUUCUCUUUAGUCUCCUAGCGUUACCGCUAUGUUGAUCUAUAGUUUUGCAGUCUAUGAAGAAGAAUGUUUCACACUGAUUUCACGUGCAAAGAAUUUCAUGGUAGCUUGUGUUGCCUGCGGGGCAGAGGCUGCAAAGUCUGUUGUACUUGAUAAGUUGAUGGUGUGAGAUGAAGCAAUUGGAUCUUUGGGGAAGGAGCCUUGGAAGAAGUGCUUGGUUUAGUUAUGUGUUGCCUGCACUGUACCUGUGGCUUUUUUUUUUUUUUUGGAAGAAGUCCUUUUCAGUUACAAGGCAGAGUUCAGUGCAGAUAACGUUUGAAGAGGGUUCUCAGCUACCACCAGCCGCAAAUAUAAGUCAUGUGACAUGCAAGGGACAGUCGGACUGCAGCAUGGUGCUGUGUUGCCAUCUGUCAGCUGAAGCUGUGAAAUUCCCUGUGUCUGUUACUCAGCAGUCCCCAGUUGCUGUUUCUGUGGACACCUAUCAUGUCACUUUGGCUGUGCUGCAGGCUCAGGUGGAGAUCCACUUGGAGGAGAUUCAGAAUGAAGGUCUCCUGGUGUCGUGGACAUUCAAGGACAGACCGGACAUGAACCUUUCCGUUCUUCCGAGACUUCAACUUUGUGAGAAUGAAGGGAGAGCAGACCUGUCCACCAUAAAGGAUCUGAUUGAAGAUACCAUUAUCAGCACACAGCCAGCCAUGACAGUGAAUCUGAAGGCCUGCGCUGCUGGAGCUGGUGCGGUUACCAGCGAUAAGUUGACUCGAGAGUCACUGUCCAGAGUAGCCCCUCUGGGUUCUAAGCUGUUGCUCCGGAAUCUUCGAGUGCUGAACUUGGGCUGCCAGGGGAAAGGAGGACUUGAGGAGAUAUGCUGUGUGGCAGAACUAGACAGCCCCCUGCAGCAGAAGUGGACGAGGCCGGUGACAGCGAGCAGUGCCAGCGCUUUGGCAGAAAUGGAGUGGAAUGAGGAGCUCUUUCUGGAGCUGGGACACAGAAGUAGAGAGCUGAAGCUACAGGUGCUGGGGAGCAGCGACAGAGGGGGAAGUGUGCUGCUGGCACAUACCACGCUUUUGCUUGAUUCUUUGGGCAAACAACCUUCCGGGAGACAGGUCUGCUCACUGGCCCCAGCAGCCGGGUGGUCACUGGCGGCUGAAGCUACCAUUAUGUUGGAGCUGCUAUUCCAGGAGUCUCCUGUAUCUUUGAACGCGCAGCAUGCUCCAUCUCUGCGAACCAGCAUCACCCCCACUAAGAAGGUGGAGAUGGACCGGACCAUCAUGCCUGAUGGCACCAUCGUGACCACUGUCACCACGAUUCAGUCCCGGCCCAAGGCAGACUGCAAAAUGGAUUCACCAUCGAGGUCGCCUUCCAAGGUGGAAGUGACUGAAAAGAAGACAACGGUGCUUUUGGAAAGCAGCUGCCCUUGCAGCCCCUUGCCCAGCAGCAGCCGGGAUAGCUAUAUGCCCAAUGGCUUGGAUCCAGUGGCUGAGACGGCGAUCAGGCAGCUGACUGAGACAAAUAACAAGCCUGCCAAGAAGACCCCAACGAAACGUAGCACGCUGAUCAUCUCGGGAGUUUCCAAGGUACCUAUCGCUCAAGAUGAAAUGGCACUUUCUCUGGGUUAUGCUGCAUCCCUGGAGGCCACAGCAUACAGGGAUUCUGUGGCAGAGGGCACAGGCGUGUGGAUGCACGAUUCUACUGAAUCAUCACAGCUGCUGGAAUCGUCGCCGUCUAGACAGAGAGCCGGUCAGGAGCUGGAUGAGACAACACGGUCGGACAUCUCCGAGAGGCCAUCGGUGGAAGAUGUUGAGUCUGAAACUGGUUCCACAGGAGCACUUGAGACCAGGAGCUUGAAAGAUCACAAAGUUAGCUUUCUUCGGAGUGGAACCAAGCUCAUCUUCCGGAGGAAGAGUAAGCAGAAGGAGGCAGGCCUAAGCCAGUCGCAUGAUGACUUGUCCAGCAUUGCCACCGACUCCACUGCCGGGAAGAAAGCCGGCAGCUUCUCCCAUCGCCUCAUCAAGCGCUUCUCCUUUAAGUCUAAAUCCAAACCCAAAGUUAGUGACAGCGUGACGGCAGGUGAGAACUGAAGGACGGAGAAGCUGUAAAGAUUGCACAGAGAUCCUUUUCUAGUCUCUUGUCUUCCCGCUCUAUGGUAUCUGUGACCUGUGGUCCGGUUCCUUUCAGCCUUGGCAAGGGAAGACGCCCCUGGUGCUUUAUGCCAUUUGGGGAACAGAGGUGGUGAAACCGGGGCUUAGGCUGCUCAUCUGCCUCUCCUUAGCCCUUUCUGACUGUCAUAUCCCACUGUACUCUCCCAGAAAAUCCAGGUUGUGUGCUAAUCCUGGUGGAAAUCCCAGGAGCUGUGGAAGUGACUCUGCACUUGUAGCCGUCUGGUGUUGCUGGGUGCAUCCUGGAAGGAAGGGGGCAGUGGGGAGGCUCUCGAGUGGCAGUGCUCAGAGUUAAAGACGGAGAAACUGCUGGGUUAGCUACGUUGCUGAGAAGCGUGGGAUGUAGCCUUGCUCAGUUCUGGUGGGAGAGAAUGAUGUGGUCGCUGGCCAUCUAAAUGCUCUCGUUGCUUCUGCGUGGUGCAGAGCCUGUAAUCUGACUGAGGCAUGGUGCGGUGUGUUCCCAGUCUGCGAGUUGUCAGGGGAACGAGCUGCGGUUCUUGGCUCUUGGAACAGCUCUGUAUCCAAAAGUGCUGAGGGAUGCCUGCUUUCUGCACUAUGCAAAUGAAGGAAGGAGCCUCUAAGAAGGAAGUUUAACCACCAGGCGAGUUUUUGUAGAAACCUGGGCCCUUGCAAGAAUGUCUGGUUGGUGCUGUCAGCACUGCCACCCUAUGACGCAGCCUUCCUUUCUCAUCCGCGUCGUCAGAUGGGAAAUAGGCUGUGAUGCACACGUGCACUGACCGUUGUAUGAGCAGAACCCUUUCCCUCAGGGAGGUUGGGGGUGUUGCUGGGCAGGGCUGCCUUCCGGACUUGUGGGGUGCCUGCCUCUUGUGCUCUUGUGGUUCUUGCCAAUGACCGAUACCACACUGGGGAUGGGGGUUAGGAAUGUGGUGACCCUAGUGAAAGGGCAGUGUGAAGUCUAAAGCCAUGUGGCAGAAAGAGGCAAGAGUUUAUAUGUUUUCACUUAUGAAAAGGUUUCUUGUAGUAGAAAGAGCCUUUCUUGACUGCAUCUGGUAUUUCCUUUUUUUGAGCAAACCCAGUCCACUGCAUUCAAACAGCAGGUGUUUCUGUAGUGGGUAUUUGCGGAGGAAGAAGCACACGGGAGAAAAUGAACUCCUUGUGCAGAAGGAAGCUGACCUUCUAGACAAAUGGUUUCCUGCUCUGCUGACAUGCGCCCUUUGUGAAUAUCCCGAAUCCUUGUUCAGCUAGAGUAAUGACGCUCUCAGAGAAACCCUUGUGUCCUGACAGCGUGCCUGGUUGGAAUGACAGCUCCUGCUCUCUUGUGAGUUGUAGAGUUAAGGAGGUAGGGCAAAGAGGAGGAAAACCUCCCUGAAAAGCAGUUGUCUAGGCCUGACUGGGUUCACUAGUUCUGUUUUCCUGUUACAGUACCUCCCAGGUGGGAGCUGUCACCCUGUCUUGCGCAGGAUGUGACCAACUGAAAAAGCAGUUGUUCUCCUGACAGGGUACAUAAACCAACAUCCCAUUCUUUGGAAGGACACAUUCUGGUUUACCCAUAUGGCCAUUUCCAGAGACUGGAAUGCAUUCAGUAUGCUGCUGAGAAAGGAUUGACAGUCGUGUAUUUUGGAGCAUCUCUUGAAAGUGUCUGAAGGUUGGGGGUGGGGGGCAGAGUCACCUGCUGGGGCUUGCAUUGAAACUGCUGGUGCUUGCCAGUGGGAGGGUUUCUUCUUUCCUGCCAACUCCCUAUGAGGUUGAGCACAUGUGAGAAAUCGGACCAGCCCAGCUGGCUGACCAGGAACCUCUUCUCCAUCUGUUUGUUUUGGUCCAAGAGUCUUUCUGUUCAUCCCCGUGCUCUUCCAUGUGUUUUGUCCUUUGUUUCUUCCCUCAUCCAUAUGGUACCAUGGCUUUGUUUUCAGCUCCAUGUGCUGCUGAUGUCAAUGCUCACCAUUUCUUGCUGAAUGUGGAUUUCCUUGAUGCGAGCUUGUGGUUCCUGCUGUGGUGCUGGUGGAAGGUGGCAAUAUGCAGCUCUCCUCUAGCCAUCUGGCAGCCAGUUUGAUGUAGCCUUCCUCUGCCAGAUCGGUGUGGCAUUGCACAUGGCACUGUCCUUUGCAGGCACACCCCUGUUCCCAGCACCUUGGGGUUUGGUUCCUUUCUGGGCAUUCCUUCUCUCUUGCACUGUCCCUGCUACCCAUCUGUCUCUGUCGCUCACGAUACUCAGCACUCUGGUUUGGGUUUUCAUGUUUCUUUUUUUAAUGCAUGUCAAAGUAUUGCUUUGAAUGAAAAGUGCUGGCUGAGCCCAAACAGCACCACUUCUCUAGUGAUGUGGCUGUGAGCCUCGCAUUAGAAGUGCUGGCUUGAAUAGAAGGGAACUUCCAGACAAGCCAGCAGCUCUUCAGUUGCGGUUUAUCGCAGGACUUUCUGUGGGUCUCAUUUAAUAGUCCUGUGUUCUUUUCUUUAAACAGCAAGAGCAGCUCAAGCUGUCUUGGUGUGGAGCAGCCAGAGGUGAAUGCUCAAGGCUCCCUGCUGUGCUUCCAAAGCAUGAGCCUGUGGCUUGCGUACUCAAGGAGAUCUACAAGGCCUGGUGAGCCUUGUCCUUGUUGCUGUAGAUCAGAGGUAGGAAAGGCAAUUGAGGUUCUUGUCUGGCAAACGCAUACCUAGAUUUCAGCUGGAAUGUUUUGUUCUCCCUUGGGGGAAAGAGACGAUAGGAAAGCUAGGAGUGAAACCGAUAGAGUUCUUCACUGGCCUUAGGGACCAAGGAUGCCUUUCUAGCCAUGUUAAAGAGGCAAUUACUACCAUGCAUCCUUGGGCUUUCCUGAAUUUGUUUCCGGUUUGUCUGCUGCAGGCAAUGCCUGCUCAUGUAUCAUGGUAGAGGUACUGGUUUUGAUUUUGAGCAUUGCCUUGGCAGAACACUCAUCUGGGAAUCUUCCUUUGCUGCGGUCUGUGGAACGAAUGGUGCACAGGACAUGUAAAAGUCGGUGCAUAUCUUCCCUUGAAUUUUUUGGUGGUGCUUUUUAUCAUGACCUGUAAAUUGCUGUGAAAGUUUCUAUUGGGUUAGAUAGUUGCGAAGGAAAGGGAUAUUGUCAAGUGCUGACAGUGCACGUCCCCAGCCGUUAAUUCCCACACCUGCUUGUGUUUCCUAGCAGAGAUAUACUUUCUGCCAUUUUGUGGCUUCUCAAAGUUGAACAGUGCAGGACUAAUACUGUAACCUUUUAUCUUCUUCUAAAUGUUAUUGGGAAGCGUGGAAUAUUUUUGAGGGUGUUUGGGUAAACUGCUGUUUUCACGGACAGAGGGGUAGGGGGAGUGGCUCAGCCACAUACACUGGGAGCUUUUCAGUUCAGGUAUGCUCCUGAGUAACGUGUUGAUCCUUUCUCUUUGUGUCUGUGCAUGGCUUCCUUUCUCACACACGCAGUCGUGUUUGUCCCUCGAGUUGUAGGCAGCUGGUUUUGCUAAUCCUGGUUAUGCAAGCACAAGUGAGUCUCUUGGCUUUCUAAAGCCAAGAACAGUAAUGAAUCUGCCUCACGAGGGAGGUAUGAUUAUCAGUGUGAGAAACCAUUCUUCUAUCCUAAUCUUCUUGGAAGGAAAGGGAAGGUCAUGUAAUUCUUUGGCCUCCAGAAAAAGUUAAGACACGGUCCCAGGGAGUUUUUCCCCAUAGUGCUCCUGGCUUUUUAUUCUCUGCUUGGGUUUAGGACAAGAAGAAAUGCUAUUUGAAAUCUGCUUUUCCCUGCUUAACUUCUUCCGGAUACCCGUGUCUUUGCCUCGGUGCCCUUGCAUUUCAUAAUGCCCUGUGACCACGAAGCAACCCUAGUGUGUGGUGCAGGCCGCAAUCAAACUUUUUAGAACCAUCAGUAGUUGCCAGGUUGCUGUCUCAGGGUAGGCUUUAUAUCUGCACCUUGUGAAAUUGGUCCUCAACCAAAUAUGUGGGGGAAGAAUUGCUGACAGAGUGGCAGGCAUGAAUGUGGGGAGGCUUCUGAAGGAGUUCAACAUGCUUAUAGGGGCCUGCGUUCAAAAUACUGCGUUGUGCUGCUGGCUGUAAGUAUGCUUGUAAGUUUAUUUUGCUCCAGAUACAUCCUCUCGCCAUGUUUUGGUAAGGCUUGUUAAGAGCUUCCCCAUGGGGAAAAAAAACCUUGAUAUCAGCUUGAGAGGGGUAUCCUCUUUGAGGCGGGAGAAGAUAGGCAUGGGAAGAAAAAGAGGGAACUGCAAAACUCCAGCAAUUUGGGGUGCCAUAGGCUUUAUCCUGACGGGUGCCUGACUGAUGCCUGAUAAUUGAAGAGGGUGCUCGAAGGCGGAGGGAUUGUAUGUGUGCACGUGUUUGCACGCUCUUGUAAUUAGAGUGUGCUCUGCGAGCGCCCAUACCUGCCAUGCUGCGAAAUGAUGGCACUGAUUGGUAAAGUGGCCUUAACUGGCUUUUGUGAUAGCCACAAAAUAUUUCUUACAUGGACACCCUUUGGAGGCAGUCUUGAGCAAACAAGUCCAACUUCUGCCCCUGCAAACACCCUUGUGUGUUUGUGUAGCUGAGGACAGGCUUAUAGGCAGAUUGGCUAAUGUGGGGAGAGCAAUAGGAGUUUACUUGGGUAGAGAGCUAGUCGGAAAACAGUUUUGCGGAUGGGAGGAGCGUAAUGAAAGCUUAUAUAAUAAAGUAUAUGUAAUAGAGCAGAGGUGAGGGCCACAGGCACACUCUGUUUCUAGACUAGAACUGGGCAGGCGGCAAAAUGUAUGUUUACAAAUGUUUUCAUUCCACUUGUUUGUCUCUGUCAUUGCUGCAUCCUUCCUGCGAUGGCUUCUCUCAGUUCAUUGCCUGCUAAAUAGAGAUGUCAUUUUUGGAUAGCUGGCGAGAUGCUUGAAUGUUGGGUCGCUGGUGAUUGCAUGUUCUGGGGUCUUUAGCAUCGUUCAACCCUCCCUCCCCCUGUGUAGGGCACAGUGUGCGUCACGAUAGAGUAACAGUCCCGGUGGUUCAAACUUCUGGAAAAGAUCUUUGUGUACUUGUGGUAUUCCAGCUCCUUCUACAGGCAUGACUGCUUCACGCCACCUUUUCUCGUGCAUACAGGUACUGGACCAAAUACCCACUCUGAGUUUGUAUGUGCUCUUUUGUACUUUGAUGCCUUCUCUCUGGGUGGAUUUAUUUUAAUCCUGAAUCAUUUAGAGGAGAGAAAAAAAAAAAGAAAAAGGAACCAUGUAGCUAUUUAAGAGAUGAAAAUAAAAUUACUUAAUUUGGGCUAAAUGAAUGAAGUUCUUGCACCUUUGUAAAUGUUGAAGAAGAAUUCCAUUGCUGUGUAAUGGCUGAACCUGUUAACUUAUUAAACCACAUGGAAA